UGAACAACUCUUUUUUGUACGCCCAAGUUGGAUGGCCAGAAAUAGGCACAGCUGUAACUGCAUUACAUUGCAAAUGAUCCGUUGCAAUCUUGUGUCUGACUCUGACCAUAUCCAUCUCAGUUUACAUUUAUCCUUGCGCCUAUAGUGGCAUCAUUUCUCUUUCUUUUAAGGCAGCUCAUUCGUGUUUUGAUUACAUCAUCUCAGAGUAGUAACCAGAGAGAGAAAUAGCGGAAUAUCAAGAGGGAGAUAGAGAGAAAUCCUCAGCCAAGAAAAUUCGUAAUGAGCAACUUCUUUGGCACCGCAGGUUCAGGUUCUGGGACCAAUGCCAAUAAGUUGUCGUCAAAUAACAAUGGAGGCAGUAGUGGCAGUGGCAGUGGAGGAUGGGGCUCGUUUCUUAAGCAGGGAUUAUCAACAAUUGAAUCCAAGUUAGACAUGGUCCUAGAUAUCCAAGUUCCUAUUCAUGGUGGAGCUGCUGGUACUCUCACUUCUUUCUCACCUAAUGCGACAGUCUUACCAUCCAGCAUUACCAGUCAAUCGACUACAAAAGAUACACAGCCAAAGGAGGUAGCGCCACCUCAGGUACCAUCUUCAGGAGACUCUGCUGAUACAGGCGAUGCUGGGACUCAAAAUAAAAGUGGCAAGAACCAUGAUACCCUUCGUAAACCUUCAAACAUGGCCAGCAGUGCGAGAGGAUCCCAGGAUGGACUCAAAAUGAAUGUUAAGAAAGAGGAAGCGACUGUUACAGUAGACCCUUUUACGGGAAUGAUCACUACUACUCCCACUGUCAAGCGCAUGUCAACACCGCCAGUCUCAGGGAGUGACAAUAAUAAUAAUCCCUCUUCGCUGGUCUCUAAUGCAUCGACCACAUUGUCUGCUGCCGCUGCUGCCGCUGCCGCCAAUAGGGAACGCUUGGAGCAAAGGAUGCGGGGUAUUUUUAAAAAAGCUGCACCAGAGUCUCCAUCUGCCACGCCCACAGCUAUUGCGGCCCAUUCUCGCACUGCGUCUCCAUCUUCAUCCGUUCGCCGAUCAAUGUCUGCAGAAAAGGAUGAUAAGGCAAUCGAUAAAAACAGUGUGGAACGAACGCGCGAAUCAACUGUCGCCGCUUCGACCGACGAGGAAACCAAAUUUUCCAAAGAGGAUAUGAAAGAUAUACAGGAGGCUACACAAAAAGACGUACAGAAUGACACGCAGAAGGAUACACAGAAGGAUAUGCAGAAGAGUACACAGGAAGAUGUCGAAACCGAUGUACAAGAAGACAAUGAGAAAGUAUUGGAAUCUAAGGACAAGGCCUCAGAAGUACAGGACUUAACAGAGAUUACGUCUGAUGUCGAAAAAGACAAUGAUAGUAAGGAUCAACUCACAAUAAGUGACUCGCUUGAACAGGCAAAGGUAGAGCCAAUACUAGCUCAAGAAGGUCAAGAAGACGCCAACUAUGAAGAUAGUUUGAAUGGAAAAGAGUUUAUCAAAGCAGAUGCAGAGGAUAAGCAGGAAGAAGUUACGCCGUCAGAAUCAACAGUAGAAACGAUUAAGGUAGAUAAAGAGCAGCCAGCUGUUAAAAAAGAGGAGAAUAACGUUGUUCAUGAGCCUGAACAGAAUACAACAGAAGAUCAACCAUCACAAGAGGAGACCGCACUUACAUCGGAACCAGAGAAGUCCACCGCCGCUAGCUCUGAACAGACUACAGAUGCAAAAGCAUCAACGUCAACAGAUCACCCUAAUACACAAAUCGAGGAUAUUAAAGCCCCGACUUCAGCAUCUGCUACGGAGGGGAUCACUCCAGUAAAUAUUGAACCAGAGCUUAAAGUUAAAGAAAGGCAUGAAACCAAUAAUGAGAAUCCAUUGCAGAAGGUACUGGAGCAGCGCGAGGAACAGCUUUUCAAGGCAAUGCAGGAGCAGUCUUCACUACUUGAAAAGCUCCGUGAUUUGGAGGAUGCAAAGGCUGCUGAGGAUGCUCUAAAGGCCACCAAGAUUGCUGGCCUAGAAAAAAUUAUUGAGACUCAAAAGAAGGAACUUGAAGUAGCCAGAGGGUCCAACCUUACUAGUCAGCCAAAAUCCAUCCAAAAGACUCUUGAGGAGCAACGUGCGCUUUUGGAAGACAAAGAUGAGCAGAUCAGAGGGCUAUUGGCAGAAGGGGAGGUCCUAUCAAAAAAGGAGUUCAAGAAUCUGACCACCAUCAAAGCACUAAGAACAAAGAACAUUGAAGCUGAGAAGCUUCAGAUGGACACUCAAAAGAAGCUUGAUAAGGUGCUAUCGGAUUAUGCUGAUGCACAGGCGAAGAUCUCCAAGCUUAUGGACGAAAACAAGCAACUUAACGAGUCCAUCAAGUCGUUACAGGAUAUCAAUCAGCGGCAGAAUAAGCAAUUGACAAAGAUGGAGGCAGAGCUCUUCCAACUCAAGGAAGAGAAAGCUAAUUUGCAACUAGGAUUAGACCGUGCUUGGCAAGAGCUGGCAGAGGCCCGCAAAGCUUCUGCUGAGUUGUCUAACCAGGCGCAUGCCGCAUCAUUAGAGCGCGAAAUGAAGCUGAAUGAGGAGCUGAAUAAUGAGAUGGAGGCCCUCAAAGCUCAACAUGCUGCUAUUGAAGCCAAUCUCCGUCAAGACAUCCAGGAGCUCCGAGUGUCUCUUUCUAAUCGUGAGGAAUCUGCUGGAGAAAGGGAGGAUCAGUUGCUGAUGGAGAUCAGAAACCUUCAGGCACGGUUGGAGCAAACUGAUAAUGACUCAUAUGAAUUACAAGAAGCUCUGGACGAAGCCCGACGUCCACUUCUCCGACAAAUCGAAGCUUUACAGAACCAGCAGAGCGUCGCCAACCGAAACUGGGACAAGAUUGAGAAGAAUCUGACGCGGCGUAUUGCAGAAGCGGAGGAAGAUGCGCUCAAGGCUCAGGAACGGGAGCGCAGUGCUCGUGACAAGCUCGAUGAAAUGAAAUCACGUUAUGUGGCUUUAGAAGCGCGUCUUGAGGCAUUGAGGACAUCAGACAUUCAGCUCCGUGCAGAAAUCAGCGACAGUAAGAGGAAUCUGAAAGAUAAGGAGGAUGAGGCACGCCGUAUGCAAGCAGAGUUGACUCAAGAACGCCUCAACCGUGAACGUGCGAUUGAAGAGGCCAGAGACGACGCAGAAAGGAAGCUUCGUCUUUUACAGCAGACAGAGAUGAACAAAUUGAAGCAACAAAUCCAGCAGCUACAGCAGCAACAAAGCCAAGGAGCAAUAGGUGAGGACACACGGUAUCCUAAUAAUGCAUCAGACCCACAUCUUUCGAUGGGAGCAACUUCAGCGGCAGCAACAAUGCGAAGGCCAUCAUCAUCUGCAGGACUUUCGUCGCCUUUGUUCCCGCCAGGAAGCCCAUUAACUAUGAGUGGCUCAAAAACACUUGGUGCACAGGCUCAGGGUAGUGUCCGGUCUAGUCUUGAAUUGAUAGCCAGUCCCGCAAGCUUGGACGGCAUGUCGCCGUCACUGUCUCGCACGGGUUCCUCUCAAGCUGUAGGGCUUGUGGGUCUUAGUAGCAAUGCGACAGGGCAGGCAGUGGCGGUGGAAAGGCUUAGCACAGUUGUUCGACAGCUAGAAGGCCAGGUCACUUUCCUGAGUGAACAAGUACGGACAGCAAAUAGGAAUAAAGAUGAGCUUUCGAAUGAACUUGUUCGGGUGACAAUGGAAUUGGAGGACCUACAAAAGCAAGCUGCACGUCUUCCUGGGCUGAAACAAGAGUUAGAUUUGUUGCAGGAGCGUCAUCGAGCUGCGCUUGAGAUGCUGGGAGAACGGACCGAGGAGGUCCAGGAACUCAAAGCAGAUCUAUUGGAUGUCAAGGAAGCAUACCGGGACCAAGUAAGCGAGUUACUCAGCCAACUAGAAACAGCAAGGCGUGCCAUCAAAAAUUAAUUAGACAGCAUUAAAUAAAAUGG
Lobosporangium transversale is the source of this 3893-nucleotide messenger RNA. RefSeq lists its product as hypothetical. Lineage: Eukaryota; Fungi; Mortierellomycota; Mortierellomycetes; Mortierellales; Mortierellaceae. The record is from RefSeq and is a predicted model, not a curated record. The coding region runs from base 280 to 3870 and encodes 1196 amino acids. The transcript has 6 exons. Gene Ontology annotation, cellular component: endoplasmic reticulum; Golgi apparatus.